Molecule: messenger RNA, 690 nt
Organism: Aethina tumida (small hive beetle)
Lineage: Eukaryota; Metazoa; Arthropoda; Insecta; Coleoptera; Nitidulidae
Exons: 2
Coding region: 33-545 (170 amino acids)
Cellular component (GO): intracellular membrane-bounded organelle
Source: RefSeq, a predicted model, not a curated record
UUAAAUUUUGGCAGUGCAGUACGUGUCAAAAUAUGGACGACCAAUCUGAGGAUGUGUGGCUCAACUAUGACAACGACAACGAAUUUUAUCGUCCACCCAUCAAAGUGAUGCGAAUGUCACCGGACCACGAACAUUUGUUUCUUGAAUUCCACCGUAAAAAGCCGGGAAGGCGCGUCGAUCUUUGGAAAGAUCCGCCCCAAAUGGUGGUAAUGCCCAACAAAAUGAAGGUCACUCCUCUGGAUAAUCCGCCACACAAUCGUUUCUCCGUCGAUCCGGUUGCACCGAAAGGCCGGAAAAAGACGGUUCCGGUUUACGAUGCGUAUGGCAUUCACAUCGAGACAAGAUUGGACAUGUGCGACUGUUUGGAUUUGACUUGUUGCGGUUGUUUCUUCCCGUGUCCAAAGUGCCAGAGCAAUAAGUGCGGCACGGUUUGUCGCUGCAAUCGUACCUUUAUUUACGAUUCCAUCUCUGAUUCGACGGACGAUUUCCUAAUCGAGUCCCGUAUGAAUCCCAUUCUAUCGCAGACCUUUAUUAAGAUUAAUUAAGCCACAAAAGUAUUUUUCCUUUGACAACAACAUUUUAUUUCAUCCUGUAUUAAAAAUGUUUAGUUUAGUUUGUAUAUAAUUAGUUUAAGCAAUUAAUCGAUUGCUCUAUUUGUAUGUUUAAAAUAAAGUUCCUGUUUGACAAAUA